Molecule: messenger RNA, 1254 nt
Organism: Pteronotus mesoamericanus
Lineage: Eukaryota; Metazoa; Chordata; Mammalia; Chiroptera; Mormoopidae
Gene: IL13RA2
Product: interleukin 13 receptor subunit alpha 2
Exons: 10
Coding region: 66-1229 (387 amino acids)
Biological process (GO): cytokine-mediated signaling pathway
Cellular component (GO): membrane; external side of plasma membrane
Molecular function (GO): erythropoietin receptor activity; protein binding
Source: RefSeq, a predicted model, not a curated record
UUUAUUAUAACUGGACACAUUAUUUGCUUACAAGUGGACAUUUCAAGGUAUUAAAUUUUAGAGAGAUGGCUUUCAUUCAUUUGGAUAUCAGAUGCCUAUAUGCCAUUGUUAUUUACACAGCAUUUGGCUCUACUUUGUCUUCAAACGCUGAGAUUAAAGUUAAUCCUCCUCAAGAUUUUGAGAUAGUGGAUCCUGGAUAUUUAGGUUAUCUCUAUUUGCAAUGGCAACCUCCACUGUUUCCGGAUAAUUGUAAGGAGUGCAUAGUAGAGUAUGAAUUAAAAUACCGAAAUAUUGAUAGUGAAAACUGGAAGACGAUCAUUACUAAGAAUCUACAUUACAAAGAUGGGUUUGAUCUUAACAAAGGUGUUGAAGCAAAGAUACAUACACUUCUGCAAGGGCAAUGCACAAAUGGAUCCGAAGUUCAGAGUUCAUGGUCAGAAGCUACUUAUUGGACAUCACCUCAAGGAGAUUUGGAAACUAAAGUUCAGGAUAUGAACUGCAUAUAUUAUAACUGGCAAUAUUUACUCUGCUCUUGGAAUCUUGGCACGGGUGUUCAUUUUGAUACCAAUUACAACUUGUUUUACUGGUAUGAGGGCUUGGACCAUGCAUUACAGUGUACUGACUACAUAAAGGGUAAUGGAAAAAAUAUUGGAUGCAGGUUUCCUUAUUUGGAGUCACCAGACUAUAAAGAUUUCUACAUCUGUGUUAAUGGAUCAUCAAAAUCCCAGCUUAUCAGACCCAGCUAUUUCAUUUUUCAGCUUCAAAAUAUAGUUAAACCUUUGCCACCCGACUAUCUUAGUAUUACUGUGAAGAAUUCAGAAGAAAUUAACCUGAAAUGGAACGUACCUAAUGGACCCAUUCCACCAAAGUGUUUCAUUUAUGAAAUUAAGUUCACAGAAGAUGAUACUACCUGGGUGACUACCACUUUUGAAAAUGAAAUAUAUGUCACAAGAACAUCAAAUCAAAGCCAACAAUUAUGCUUUUUAGUGAGAAGCAGAAUGAAUAUUUAUUGCUCUGAUGAUGGAAUUUGGAGUGAAUGGAGUGAUACACAAUGCUGGAGAGGUGGCAUAAGGAAGGAAAUCUUGCUAUUUUUCUUGACACCAUUUGCUUUUGUCUUAAUUUUUAUUCUGUUAAUAAGUUGCCUGCUUACUUCUAAGCACAAAGCUUUACUAAAAAUGGUGUUUCAUACAAAACAAGAAGUCUUUUCUCAUCAAGAGACACUCUGUUGACUCAGUCAUUUUUUCUUAUGGCCAA